AUGGCGUUUAGUUUUGGCGCUGCCACGAGUAAUCCGGCUACAAGCACGGCUGGUUUUUCCUUUGGCUCGUUUGGCGCCAAAACCACUGCACCUUCCACAACGUUUGGGUUUGGUGCUCCGGCCGUCGCCACCACGGCUCCAUCUGGGUUCGGCACUUUUACAGCCCCGAACUUCGGCACUGCUACGACUAGUGCAGCAGCGCCCUCUACAGGCUUUAGCUUCGGUUCAAAUGCCACCGGAACCUUUGGCGGAUUCGGAACCACAACGACCUCUGCCGCGGCUCCAGGCUCCACCUUCAGCUUCGCGACUCCAGGGAACGCCACAGGGAGUCUCUUCGGAAACACACAACAGAACAAAGGUUUUGGGUUCUCCUCCGGUCUCGGCGCCGGGACCACAGCGGGAACCUCCGCCUUCGGGACCGGUUUGGGGACGACGAGCCUCGGAGGGUUCGGAGGGUUUGGUCUUCAGCCGCAGCAGCAGCAGCAGCCAGGAGGCCUGUUCGGUCAGCAGGCUCCGCAGCCGGGCCAAGCUCAGCAGACGCAGCUCUAUCAGCAAGUCAUGGCUCUGUCCGCCCCGACUCUAUUAGGAGACGAGCGGGACACCAUCUUGGCCAAAUGGAACCAGCUGCAGGCGUACUGGGGCACCGGGAAGGGCUACUACGCCAACAACAACCCUCCCGUCGACUUCAACCAAGAAAACCCCUUUUGCCGCUUCAAGGCUGUUGGCUAUAGCUGCAUCCCCGUCACCAAAGAUGAAGACGGAUUGGUGGCGUUAGUUCUCAAUAAAAAAGAACAAGACGUGCGGGCCCAGCAGCAGCAGUUCGUCGAGUCGCUCCAGAAGGUUUUGGGAAAUAAUCAAAUGUUGUCCGUCAACGUGGAAGGAGUGAAGUCCCUGCCAGACGAUCAGACCGAAGUGACCGUGUAUGUGGUGGAGAGGUCGCCGAACGGGACCUCGAAGCGCAUCCCUGCCUCCACGCUCUUCGGUUACCUGGAGCAGGCCAACAUCAAGAUGCAGCUCACUCAACUCUCCGUCAUCAUGUCUGUCGCACGCACAGAGCUGUCUCCUGCACAACUCAAGCAGCUGCUGCAGAACGCCCCUGCUGGUGUUGAUCCUAUCAUUUGGGAACAGGCGAAGGUGGAUAAUCCUGAUCCAGAGAGAUUAAUCCCUGUACCAAUGGUGAGUUUCAAAGAGCUGCUGAGGAGGCUGCAAAUCCAGGAGCAGAUGACCAAACAGCAUCAGACCAGAGUGGAUAUAAUCUCCAAUGACAUAAGUGACCUGCAGAAGGACCAGGCGACGACAGUGGCUAAAAUCGCCCAAUACAAGAGGAACCUUAUGGACCUGUCCCAUAGAGUUUUGCAGGUUCUGAUAAAGCAGGAGAUACAGAGGAAGAGUGGAUAUGCCAUUCAAGUAGACGAAGAGCACCUCAGAGUCCAGCUGGACACCAUUCAGUCCGAACUCAAUGCUCCCACGCAGUUCAAGGGCCGUUUGAAUGAACUCAUGUCUCAAAUCCGGAUGCAGAACCACUUUGGCGCCGUGAGGUCAGAGGAGCGCUACAGCGUCGACGCCGAUCUGCUCCGAGAAAUCAAACAACAUUUAAAACAACAACAGGACGGCCUCAGCCAUUUGAUAAGCGUCAUCAAAGACGAUUUAGAGGACAUCAAACUGAUCGAGCACGGACUGAGCGACAGUGGACACAUCAGAGGAGGCCUUCUCAACUGA
Molecule: messenger RNA, 1719 nt
Organism: Knipowitschia caucasica
Lineage: Eukaryota; Metazoa; Chordata; Actinopteri; Gobiiformes; Gobiidae
Source: the annotation of a GenBank genome assembly